Pocillopora damicornis (cauliflower coral) is the source of this 1580-nucleotide messenger RNA. RefSeq names its product somatostatin receptor type 5. Lineage: Eukaryota; Metazoa; Cnidaria; Anthozoa; Scleractinia; Pocilloporidae. Gene Ontology annotation, molecular function: G protein-coupled receptor activity. The record is from RefSeq and is a predicted model, not a curated record. Gene Ontology annotation, biological process: G protein-coupled receptor signaling pathway. Gene Ontology annotation, cellular component: membrane.
GGCGUAUGGUACAUUGCUGGACUGCAGGAGAUCCGCAAGGUAUCACAGUCUAUCGCCGUUCAAAACAAAGCGAGUGGCUUCGAUGUUCUAAACAAGGUUUGCGUCUAAACAACGGUUACAGAUGAAUUCAACUUGGAACAAUUCCUCUCUGGAAGCAACGUCCGAAGCCUCUUCCUUGAGCAGUAGUGUUGGAAACAUAAGCCCCAUUCAGCAAGCUGUUUACUCUGUUGUUUCCACGUUUGCAUUUUUUGGAAACACACUUGUUAUUCUAGUCUUCGUUUGGGAAAAGAAGCUGUUAAAGAAAUCUUACAACAUUUUGAUUCUCUCGCUGGCCAUCGCUGAUGCGUCGAUCGGUAUUUGCUUGGUUACUAACCCUGCUUAUAUCUAUGGUAAUUUGUUUCCCUACCCGGAAAGCCCCGUUCUGGGAGAGAUAUUCUGCCGGUUUAUAUGGAGCCGUUUUCUUCUUUUCCACUUGGUGAUGUUCUCAACAUACAUUUGUCUGGGUUUGUCCGCUGACCGUUGGUUUGCUGUCGUAAAACCUUUCAGUUACUGCAUGACUAUGACCAAGAGAAUGGUUCUUAGCUACAUCCUUGUAUCUUGGGUGUGUUCUCUCGCUACUGUGAGUACGGCCGUUAUUGAAACAGUGUACCUCCCAUCUUCCAGGAGAAUGUGUGAGUAUCGAAUCUUGGCGCCAGGCUCCACCUUUCGUGUCCUACUGGCUGUCUUUCAAAUUACCAUGAUGACCUUCUUCCCUUGCCUCGCCAUGAUUGCGCUCUAUAUCCACAUGGUUGGAAUGGUUAUGACAUCAGCAGUGACGUCACAGGCGAGUAAGGCUAAACUUCGCGGGAAAAUGACACGGAUGAUUGGUUUUAUUUGUUUUGUUUCCACGAUCUGCCUCACACCGAAUCAGAUAACUGCCCUUUUGGUGUUUGCAGGAAAAAUGAGGCCGGACUCUGAAGAACACCACGCUGUGGCAUUUCUUACUUUUGCCACUAGCUGUGUGAAUCCUGUUAUCUACGGACUAAGCAACAAAAACUACCGCCGGAGCUACAAGAAGAUUCUGUUCCUCAUGUGCCCCAGAAUGCUCACCCGAAGGGAAGAGCAAGAAAACGUGAUUGAUAUGGUCAACAGACGGCACAAGGUAGAGCCCACUCCUAACUCUGUAGAUGAAAAUCGGAACACUACGAAAGAAGCAAAGAUAAUGAUUUCGAAUGAACAUUAAAUUGAAGUCCUCAUGAUAAUAAGGUUGAACCAGAAACACGCGGUACUUCUGCUUAGAACUCAGUUGUGUGUCAUUUUAGCGUUCAUGACUUUGUUCAGUCGUUUGUCUUUCUCUCAUCAAUAAUUGUUCAAAGGGGUUGUGGUUAUUGGUGUCCCUUGGUAAGAAUGAAAGUUUCUUAUGAUUGCCAUCGUUUUGUGAAUUUUAUUUUGUCACACACUAACAAGCCUUUGAUAAGCAAAGAGACUUGUUUUUUAACUAAUUGAUCGUAUAAGUAACCAUUACGGAAAUCCAGAGCUAAAAAACCACUCUUACUUGCUUUUUCUCUGUGAAAAUGUAUUGGUUUGACUAGCAACUCAAA